Vespula pensylvanica (western yellowjacket) is the source of this 1185-nucleotide messenger RNA. Its product is annotated as glucose-6-phosphate 1-epimerase. Gene Ontology annotation, biological process: carbohydrate metabolic process. Bases 73 to 909 code for a protein of 278 amino acids. The transcript has 6 exons. NCBI's taxonomy places the organism in Eukaryota, Metazoa, Arthropoda, Insecta, Hymenoptera, Vespidae. Gene Ontology annotation, molecular function: isomerase activity; carbohydrate binding. The record is from RefSeq and is a predicted model, not a curated record.
GUGGUGGGGAUUCAGCCCGGGGGACAUCGAACAAAGGUUGGUCGCGUCGAGAGCCGCAUUCACGAUUCAAACAUGGCAGCGGCUACCAGCGUUGUCGUCCUGGACAGGGGCAACAAUACCACCUGCACGAUCAAUCUACACGGUGCGACCGUUGUGUCAUGGCGAGUGAACAAUCAGGAGCAACUCUUCGUUAGUAAGCAGGCUGUAUUCGACGGGAAGAAGGCCAUUAGAGGAGGCAUACCAUUUGUCUUCCCACAAUUUGGACCGUGGACAUUUGGCCCACCCCAUGGAUUUGCCAGGAUCGUUCGUUGGAACGUCGAAAAAUCGCCAGAACGAUUGCCUAGCGGAGACGUCGAAGCAAUAUUCUCGAUAAUGGAUAGCGAAUUUACACGGUCAAUGUGGAACUACUCAUUCAGAUUAACGUACAGGUUAAUUCUACGAGAGAAAGAACUUCACUUCCACAUUGGCGUAUAUAAUCCCAGCAAAGAUCAUACCUUUAGCUUUAAUAUUUUACUACACACCUAUUUCAAAGUUCCAGACGUUAGGAGAUGCCAGAUUACAGGAUUGCACGGAUGCACAUUUAUUGACAAGACAAGGGACAACCAGAUUUUUCAAGAAGGUCGUGACGUGGUGACAGUAUGCGAAUGGACCGAUAGAAUCUAUCAGAAUACGCAGGGUGAGCACAUCAUCACGAACGUAGUUUCCGGAAGGAAGAUGCGCGUACAAAAGUACAAUUUUCCGGAUACGGUAGUUUCGAAUCCUUGGCAAGAGAAGGCUCGUGAUAUACCAGAUUUUGGAGACGAUGAAUUUCCUAACAUGAUAUGCGUCGAGAGUGGACACGUUAGUAGUCCGGUGAUACUUUUACCGGGCAUGACUUUUGAAGCCAGCCAGAUAUUGCAGGUGAUGUGAGUAGAGGGUGGACCAAGUUCUCACGCAAGCAGUGCUACCGGCAAUAGCGGUGCAUUGCUUCCGUCCGUCGUCUCCUCAGCUUCGGGUACGACCGUUUGGUCGAGCACCAAUCCAGGUUGGCGUUACAUGCCACCACCACCACCACCACCACCUCCACCACCACCGCCACCGCCACCACCACCGUCAUCACAGUCAGCAAUCUCUUCCGCGCAUUCAACUCAACAUCAUCUCUCGCAACAGCAACAACAGCAACAGCAACAGCAACAGCAGCAACAA